UUUAAACUAAGCCACUCCCUAAUCUCACAUCAGCCAAUCAGAAGAGAAGGCUAGAUGAGCAGUGACCAAUGUGUGCAGGGAGCAGCUUGCCCAGUGUUUCCGGGUUUGAAGAGACGAGACAUGUCUUCCAGUCCGGAGGAGGAGCUGAGAACCGUCCUAGACGGAGGAGCUGUCCCGCUUACAGAUAAAUACGAUGUGGCCCCCGAGAGCCCGCAACCAAUGAAACUGAGGCACAACGUAUGUUAUAUUGUCAUGGGCAUCUUAGUGAAUGAACAGAAUGAGGUGCUGAUGAUGCAGGAGGCCAAGGCGGAGUGCUGGGGGAGCUGGUACCUCCCUGCUGGGCGGCUGAAGAGAGGGGAAAGCCUGGUGGAGGGUCUGUGCCGGGAGGUGACGGAGGAGACCGGGCUCCUGUGCCAGCCCCUCACCCUGCUGGUGGUAGAAGAGAGGGGCGGCUCCUGGGUUCGAUUUGUAUUCCUCGCUCAGGAAACAGGGGGCGUUCUAAAACCUUCUGCCGCAGCAGACAAGGAAUCUCUCCAGGCGUCGUGGUGGGACACAGAGUCGCCCUUGCCCCUGCGCAGCAGAGACAUUCUUCCUCUCAUCAAGCUGGCCUUGGAGUAUCGCCGCCUGCCCUCACAUCCGUCUGUCCUACCACAGUUGUGCCCGUCUCCCUUUCUCGUCCUCCGGCUGCUUCUUGUGUGGACGAGUCCCGGAGGAAUCCAGAUCCUGCAGAGCUCCAGCGGCCAUCUCCCCACCAUUGUGUGCGCUGCGCGUUGCGGCAGCCUCCUCGCUCCGUUGCUCUACCUGCUGCAAGAUCGUCCUGAGACAUACGGCAUCUUAGGCGUCCAGCACCAAGGUGGGGACAAUGCAGAUGGAGUGUGCUUUAAUAUCAUGGGGUUGUUCCAGGGGCCUGAACCGCCCGUGGUCAGAACAGGGGGUCUCAGCUGGGCUACAGUUGAGGAUGAAGGACUGAAAGAACGACUGGAGCAAGCGUUGCAGAAGAACACCCUGCUGCCUUUACAUAGCUGAAUCCUUGUUCCUCUGUAAUUCCUCCUGGCACUGUAUACCUAAAUGGGAGUUCCCCUGGUAGAUAGGGAGUGUCCAUACAGUGUCAACCAGUAGUUGACUAAAAGGGGCCUUCCAAUGAGAAGAAGUAUCCGAUCAAUGGAGCGGUGGUCACACGUGCUCUAUGGGACAGCGUGCAUGCAUGACCGUUGCUCUAUUCACUCCGGCACCUCAUUCUUGUGAUUUGUGAGGGUCCCGAUCUUAUGGAUAACAUCUUGUGGUGGGACAACCCCCAUUAGGGAUACAUUUCCAGGAGGAAUAACAGGGGGGGGGAUGGUCUGAAAACGUAUUAAGGGCAAUAUAAGUCCAGAGAAUGGAGAGCUCCUCUUUAAUAUCACUAUAGCGUUUGGAUUUGUUAUCUUGCACCCCUCUCUUAGUAGGAUUCUUAAAGGGCCGUCCCUAAAUCCUGUCACAAUCCGCUAGCAUUCUGACAUCAGUGCAUGUGAAUAGGAUGUUUUAUGCCCUG
This is a messenger RNA of Bufo bufo (common toad), 1528 nucleotides long. It is a transcript of the gene NUDT18, whose product is annotated as nudix hydrolase 18. The coding region runs from base 55 to 1026 and encodes 323 amino acids. Lineage: Eukaryota; Metazoa; Chordata; Amphibia; Anura; Bufonidae. The record is from RefSeq and is a predicted model, not a curated record. The transcript has 5 exons. Gene Ontology annotation, molecular function: magnesium ion binding; 8-oxo-dGDP phosphatase activity; 8-oxo-GDP phosphatase activity.